AUGGACCCUGACUCCGAGUAUUUGACCGCCUUUCGCACCCGUUUCGGAACUUUCCGCUGGAAAGUCCUCCCGUUCGGUCUGAAGGUAGGUCCCGCCUGGUUCCAGCAGUUUAUCAACGCGCAGCUUCACGAUCUCCUCGACCGGUGCGCCAGCGCCUACGCAGAUGACGUCCUGAUCUACUCGGAUAAAGAAGAAGACCACUGGAAAGACUGUCAAGAAGUGAUCUGGCGACUCCAUCAGGCCAACCUCCAGGGAGACAUCAAGAAGUCUAGAUUUAACGUGACCAAGGUUGACUACCUCGGCGUUCUGCUUGAAGCCGGUGUGGGCCUUAGUGUCGACCCUCGGAAAGUUCGAUCGAUACAAGACUGGAAGUUUGAAGACCUCCGAGACCGCACCGCGAUCCGAUCAUUCAAGGAUGUUGCCUUUGUGAUGGGCCCGGAGCAACGCGAAGCAUUUGAUCAACUCAAGCGCCUGGCUAUCGAAGCCCCGGUCCUCGCCUUCUUUAGACCAGAACUGCCGACCCGACUGGAGACCGAUGCCUCCCGGAAUGCCACAGCUGGUGUUCUAUGGCAGGAACAGCCUGAUCAGACCUGGAAGCCCGUUGGAUUCUUCUCUAAGACCAUGACCCCGGCCGAGCGAGCCUACCCAAUCCAAGAUCGAGAGCUCGCCGUCGUACAGAGUCUAGAGCACUUCUACCCAGAGCUCUUAGGCCAGAAGUUCGAUGUGAUCACCGAUCACGAAGCCUUAGUCCAUUUCUCUACGAAGCGCCUGCUCUCGGUACGACAGAUCAGAUGGUCCGACUUUCUCGCCCAGUUCGACAUCCGUUUCCUCUACCGCCCCGGUCGACUGAACGUAGUCGCCGAUGCCCUCUCCAGGAAGACAGCGGAGCUCCCUACCACCAUUAGUUCUGAGGGCCACGAGUGCCCUACAGACCCCAGAAGACCGAGGAUACAGCAGACGCCCGAUCAAGACCGCCCAGAACUAGACCCGAACUCGGUCCCGAAGGGAGCCGAACUCGUUUCGUUGAUCCGCCAGGAGAACCUCCUCCAAGACCUCGGUACCCAUGGAACACACCUGGUCGUACCAGCCCAGACCUCAGACAAGCAGACGUUUCUUCAGACCGCGCUCAUUCGCGAAGCCCACGAACCCCAGAUCUUCGCUCACGCCGGACAGAACAAGGUGAUCAAGCUGCUCCAACGAGACUUCUACUGGCCAAGGAUGAAGGAGGAUAUCCGUCGUUAUAUUCGGAACUGCCACGACUGCCGCCGCAACAAAACCCCUCGAGACAAGACCCCUGGACUGCUCCAUCCACUGCCCGAUAUGCCGAAAGACCGUUACGGAUAUGACUAUGUUUGGACCUUCGUCUGCAAGCUAAGCCGGAUUAUCGCCACGCUCCCAGGAAAGAAAAACGAUACGGCAGAAGUCUUAGCUAGCCGCUACUUCCGCUACCUCUAUCGUUUCUUCGGUAUGCCCCUCAGAUUAACCGGCUCACGGGAACGAAGCAUCGUCAUGGAAGCUCCUACACCCUCAGACCCAAGGGGUGUAGAAGUUACAAAUCAAUACCUAGAUCAAAAGCUACGAUUCUACGUGACGAAGCAUCAAGAUAACUGGAGUUCCCUGCUGCCCGCCCUCGACUUCGCCCAUAACUCGUCUUGGCACUCUUCCAUCGACAUGGCACCGUUAAAAACCGCCCAGGAAACCCAGGAAGACGCCAGGAAUGCUGCCACCGCCGCUCAAGAACGUCAGAAGGAACAGGCUAAUAGGAAACGACGACCAACCGACUUUGCCAUCGGUGACCGAGUUUUUCUCAGCAGGAAAGGCUUCGCCACGAACGCUCCGACUACUCGGCUAGAUAACCAAUGGUCAGGUCCGUUCGUAAUCCUGGAAGAACGCGGUCAUAGCUACGUACUGCAGCUGCCCGAGUCGUACAAAAUGAAGAACCUAUUCCACGCCGACCGUCUUCGAAAAGCAGCCGAUAACCCCUUGCCCCAGCAGAUCCAGUCACCUCCGCCACCCGAGGAGAUCAACGGAGAACCCGAGUGGGAGGUUGAUCAAGUCCAGCAGUCUCGAGUAACCGGUAGGAGUCGACGACUGGAAUACCAGGUCUUAUGGAAGGGAUGUGACCCUGAUGAGACCUGGUACCCGGCUAGAAUUUCCGUAACGCACCAAUGGCAUUGA
Molecule: messenger RNA, 2178 nt
Organism: Hirsutella rhossiliensis
Lineage: Eukaryota; Fungi; Ascomycota; Sordariomycetes; Hypocreales; Ophiocordycipitaceae
Product: reverse transcriptase (RNA-dependent DNA polymerase) domain-containing protein
Exons: 6
Coding region: 1-2178 (725 amino acids)
Molecular function (GO): nucleic acid binding
Source: RefSeq, a predicted model, not a curated record